This is a messenger RNA of Callithrix jacchus (white-tufted-ear marmoset), 791 nucleotides long. The record is from RefSeq and is a predicted model, not a curated record. Lineage: Eukaryota; Metazoa; Chordata; Mammalia; Primates; Cebidae.
AUGCCGCGGACCCAAUGGGCGCCCUGCACAUUCGCUUCUGGGACCAUCAGACUUCAGUACAUCGUAAACUCCGCCUCCACGGAACGUCUCGCCUUGGGAGCAAGCUCCGAAUCCAAUUCCUCAGGAACCCCUCCAAAACCCACAUCCCAAGGGACGCCGCUUUACGGGAUCCCGGCCAAAUGCCGGACCCUCAGUCGCUCCAGGCCCCCUCACCCUCAAAGCGUAGCGCCCGCAGCAAACUCGGUUUGGUCCCUAAAACCCCGCCUCCUCUAUAAGCUCCGCCCUAGCUCUGAUAAAACCCCGCCUCCAGGUCGGCAGGCUCCGCCUUCUUUUUGUCUCUGCGGGGUGAUUCAGUCCAGUGAUUGGGUCUGUGGCUCCAGGCCUCGCCUUCAGACCGACAGACUCCUCCCUUUCUUCCGGCCAAAGGACCGAGCCCUGGGGUAGCCACGCCCCCACCUCCCGUUUUUGCGAGUACAUUUUCGUCCCUCCUCCACCCAGAUUUCAGCCUAUUUUCUUUAUAAUCCCAGAACCUAUCCUUUUGUUUUUGGAAGGACAUUUGGGAAGUUCCUGGUGUAGGACCCUUCUCCCUGGGAUAGGAAACAUGCUGUAAAAGCUCUGUAAAUACUCCCUUCCACCUCUCCCAGCCCCUGAGCAGCUGGGCAGAAAGGAAUCCAGGCUAUGGACCUCCCACGUCCCCGCUCCCCGCUCCCCUCGGCGGCCCCCGCCUUGUUCUGAUCUGUGUGUGCGUGUGUGUGAACUUCUGAAAGACGAUAUUAAAGAGACUUAGUUGA